CGUCCCUGUGGUCCCAUCUGGCCGCCAUUGCCAUAUUUUUCAUUAUUAAUACAUUUUCUCAUGCACAAUAUUGCUUCUGAAAAGCUCUCCCAGCAGGGCAUAAAAAAGGUGCAUCAAUGAAAAGUGCGAUAAUAAUCAAACAUGUUCAUUGUUCAUAGGCUCUUAAUUUCACCUAGUUAGUGAAAACAACUCCACAAUGAAAGAAUCCUCUACACAGAAUAGAACCAACGUUGAUAACGUUGGUCACUUUCGUCCGUAAACCUUGAGCUUCGCAAUUCGCUCACAUGUUCGUACAUCAACCGCACAAUCCAUCAUCGGUACGAUUAUCUCUUUCUGUCAGGGGUAUUGAAUUUAUAUAGGUCAUCCCAUUGACUGCAUUCAGUGAUUAGUGGUGAUACUCAUUGGUUGAAGAUUUAUUACUUCGAAGAACAAAUCGUUGAACACAAAUAUAGAAAUGAAUUUGAUCUUGCUAUUAGGCACUACCUUCUGUGUAUCCCCCGCAGUUUUCGCUGCUCCAUUUUCUGGAUGGCUUUUUGGCGGGAAACAAAUCGACGAAACUACCGAGGCACGACCGAAUUUCUUCAACAAAGUUCAACAGCUGGGUGAACGAGUGUACGAGAGAAAGCGAGAGUUCUUGAACGGUGUCAACGAGAAGGUUUCUAACAUGCUGUGGAUUCCACCCCUUUACACAACUACGGAAGAAACGAUCACAUCGAAACUACCUCACAUAUUCCAAAGUGAUCCACAGAAGUACACGGAAAUGGAUUCAGACGAAAUACAGAACGUUGAAAUUUACGCCAGAAGCAGUUUUCUUUCACCGGACGAUCUCGUCAACGUUGAUGCGCCUUCAGAGACGACAAGCAAACCGAUCAUAAAUCAAAAACUUAACAUAUUUGGAAGAAUAUGGUCUUAGGUAGGUAGACAUAGAAUGAAGUAGAUUACAUAUCUUCUACUUCA
Molecule: messenger RNA, 957 nt
Organism: Aedes albopictus (Asian tiger mosquito)
Lineage: Eukaryota; Metazoa; Arthropoda; Insecta; Diptera; Culicidae
Exons: 4
Coding region: 455-913 (152 amino acids)
Source: RefSeq, a predicted model, not a curated record